Molecule: messenger RNA, 1464 nt
Organism: Pseudovirgaria hyperparasitica
Lineage: Eukaryota; Fungi; Ascomycota; Dothideomycetes; Acrospermales; Acrospermaceae
Exons: 3
Coding region: 1-1464 (487 amino acids)
Biological process (GO): peptidyl-proline hydroxylation to 4-hydroxy-L-proline
Cellular component (GO): endoplasmic reticulum
Molecular function (GO): L-ascorbic acid binding; iron ion binding; procollagen-proline 4-dioxygenase activity
Source: RefSeq, a predicted model, not a curated record
AUGGGGAAGCGCAAGCGUAACAAUGCACUGGCAACCUCGGGCACCGCCAAGAAACAUGCUUCAAAUGGUGGGAUUCCAAGUCCGCCAGGAGAUACGAACACGCAUAUGGGUCCAGAGAGGGUCAACUCGGUCAUUUCAUCAGAAGAGCUAGAGAUUGCAGUCGAGACGUUGCAGACGCUUGCUGAGCAUCCUGCCGUCAUCAAGUCGAAGGCAUGUAAGGACUUACGAACGGCGGUAUACAGUUUCCGUCAGGCCAGUACCACUGGCAUGCUUGCGGCAGAGGGUAGCAAUCUCACUGCACGGAUAUCCGCCGCGCUCACCGAUGCCAACUAUCUUGAUGCACGCAUCUUACUGGCUGAGAUGCGCAUUAGAAAGGAGACGCCUGCCUUGGGUGCACUGUGCCGAUGGGUCCGGACAUUAGAUGUAGUAUCUGGAUUAUCGAUCCAUGUUGAAGUGCCGAACCAAACCGUUGUUGGCCAGAAUGCUUCCAAUCACGACUUGAUUCAAGUCUUGGACGCCAUCUUACGAGUCACCGGUCCAACCGACACAAAUCUUCCGAAAGUAUGCAGAGCCCCUGGUACUGUUGCGUUGCAGGAGACAUGGGAUCUUCGCGGCAUCACAGAACCAACUCGCCACGUUCGUGAAGCAAUCGCCGACGAAACUAUCUUUUCAUCUUCGCCCGCAGACCUCAAAUCGCGCUUCCGCGUCCUCGAAACUACCCCUGGUUUGUCGCGUAAACCACCGAAUCUCCAUCCUGCAGUUCUAUUCGCCUCCACCGACGACGCCGUCCCUCUCGCAAACCCCCCAAAAACCGAAUGUCGCAAUCAUCCGGUUGUGCCUAACCUAAGACUCAUCAGGGAUGUACUCUCACCCGAAGAAUGCACGUCAAUCAUCUGCGCAGGCGAAACAAUGGGAUUCCUCCCCGACGCGCCGCUACGACCGCAGGGCGAAGAAACCAGUAUUCUGGCGCACAACUUCUACUGGAUUGUUGACAAGGCGCUUCACGACAAACUGUGGGACAGAGUGAAGCCAUUCGUACCGGAAAGCGUAGGCGGUAAGGUGGUACGCGGCAUCAAUCGACGAUUUAGGGUCUACAGAUAUGUACCAGGCGCCGAAUACAGAUGCCACAUCGACGGAGCAUGGCCACCAUCCGGUAUUGACACUGUCACAGAUGCAUACCAAUACGAUUCAUCCCCCGCUACCGCUCGCCAAUCCUCGCUCUUCACGUUUCUCAUUUAUCUCAACGAUGACUUCCGCGGUGGCGAGACGACAUUUUUCAUCCCAAGUCUACAAGAUGGCGUCAUCAAUGCAUAUCCUGUCAAGCCGAUCAUGGGCAGCGUGGCUGUCUUUCCACACGGCGAGGCACAAAAUGCGCUGCUUCACGAAGGCACAGGUGUAGUUGAAGGAGCCAAGUAUGUCAUCCGGACCGACGUCGAGUAUGAUGUGGAAGCCAGCAGUGCAUAG